CUUCUUUCUACAAUUGAUUCCCUUCUUUAUCAUCAUGGCUGACGAGAAACGUUCGAAAUCCAAGUCUGACAAUAACAAAAAACGCAACAACAAAAAACAAAAGGAAGAAACAAGUGCUCUUUUACACAAUAAUGAACCAAAAAUGGCUGUUCGUGAAUAUGUCGUUAAUGAAGAAAAGUAUAUCCGUGGCGAUGAUAUCGAUUAUGAGAAAAUCAAAGGUCAAAAACUAAAGGCUCGUAUUCGAAAACAACAAGAAAGUGCUCGAGAUGCAGCUCAAUCAGCAGCUCGUGCUGAAAUGUUACUUGGUGAAGAAGCUGGAUACUUGGAAGCCGAAGGGAUUGAAAAGACAUAUAACUAUAGACAAGAUCAAUUGGCUGCAGAUACUGAUAUCAAUACAGCAAGCAAGAUCUUUUCUUUGGAUCUUCCUGACUUUGGUCCCUAUGCACUUGAUUAUACUCGAAAUGGACGACAUUUACUUUUAGGUGGACGCAAAGGUCAUCUUGCUGCUUUUGAUUGGCAAAAUGGCAAACUACACUUUGAAACUCAUGUCAAAGAAACUGUUCGAGACGUCACUUGGCUUCACAAUGAAACAUUACUUGCUGUGGCUCAAAAGAAAUAUGUCUUUAUUUAUGAUCAAACUGGUUUAGAAAUUCAUCGUAUGAAGAAUCAUAUUGAAGUCAACAAGAUGGAAUUUCUACCAUACCACUUUUUAUUGGCCACCGUGGGUAAUGCUGGUUAUUUGAAAUAUCAAGAUACAUCUACUGGUAAUCUUGUUGGUGAAAUUCGAACGAAACUAGGUGGUUGCAAAACUAUGACACAAAAUCCAUAUAAUGCAGUGAUUCAUCUAGGUCAUACCAAUGGCACAGUAACAAUGUGGUCUCCUACUAUGCAUACGCCUCUGGUCAAGAUGUUGUGUCACAAAGGUGCUGUUCAAGCUGUGGCUGUAGAUAAGGGUGGACAUUAUAUGGCAACUUCAGGAUUAGAUGGUCAGUUAAAGGUAUGGGAUAUCCGAAAUUAUGGUGUUCUUCAAGAAUAUUAUACUCCUGCACCUGCUACUUCAUUAUCAAUUUCACAAAGAGGAUUAUUGGCAGUUGGCUGGAAUACACAUGUGACGGUCUGGAAGGACGCAUUCCGAACAAAGCAAGAAUCACCCUAUAUGACUCAUUUACAAGCAGGAUCACCUAUUAUGGAUAUCAACUUUUGUCCUUAUGAAGAUGUAUUAGGUAUUGGUCAUUACAAGGGAAUGAGUAGUAUUGUAGUACCUGGUUCAGGUGAACCCAACUUUGACUCUCUUGAAGCUAAUCCAUUCCAAACCAAGAAACAACGACAGGAAGCUGAAGUUCAUAGUUUAAUGAGCAAGUUACAACCUGAUAUGAUUGUGUUGGAUCCCACUGACAUUGGCAAGUUGAAUCGAACAAGCAAGGCAGAAAUGCAAAAACGACAAAGGGAAGAUGAAGAAGAACGACGUUUACAAGAAGGCCCAGAGCAAGUCAAGGAUAGAAAACGAAUGCGAGGACGUAACUCGGCAAAGAAACGAUAUAUGCGAAAGCAAAAUCAAAAGAAUGUGGUGGAUCAAAAGCAAUUGGAUAUAAUGGAAAUGAAGGCAAAUGAAGGCAAAGGCAAAUCUACCGACACUCCUUUUACCACUUUGGAUAUCUUUUAGUUUAGUCCCAUUUUUUAUCGCUAACCUUUUUAUUAUUAUUAUUAUUAUUAUUUAUUCUUAUCACCAUCAUCAUCAUUAUCAUCAUCAUUCAUCAUCCAUAUUAUAUUUAUUUUUUUUGUAUACAUUUUUUUUCUUUUGUACUUUUUAUUUUAUACAUUAGAUGAUCAUAUUACUUCAUGUCCCCUUUUUAUUUUACACAGUUCUCUUUUUUUUUUUUCUUUGACUCAUAUUACAUCCACACAUACAAAAUCAAUCAAUCAUCCAGAUACACAUAUGCACACACACACAGUCUCUC
Molecule: messenger RNA, 1958 nt
Organism: Halteromyces radiatus
Lineage: Eukaryota; Fungi; Mucoromycota; Mucoromycetes; Mucorales; Cunninghamellaceae
Product: WD40-repeat-containing domain protein
Exons: 6
Coding region: 35-1663 (542 amino acids)
Biological process (GO): maturation of SSU-rRNA from tricistronic rRNA transcript (SSU-rRNA, 5.8S rRNA, LSU-rRNA)
Cellular component (GO): small-subunit processome; nucleolus; 90S preribosome
Molecular function (GO): protein binding
Source: RefSeq, a predicted model, not a curated record